UUCAUGGGAUUCCCUAUUUUGCCGGUCGGUUUUGAUAAGUUCUCGAUUCGGUUAGUAGUAGCAUUGUCGUCGUUUAUUACACCAUAUAAACAACGGUACGCGCCAGAUCUGCGGUAGCUGGAGGCGAAACGAUUUCUCCGGUUUUUUAUUUCCGCGCGGGAUUCCUCUCGUGACAGGAGUUUCUUCAAUUCGAUCUAGCCAAACGAGUUUCUCUGUUAGCAGGCAUAGUGCUGUUUUAAGUGAAGCUUUUUUGUUGGUGUUUAAAUUAUCGUUUAUAUACUACGGUUGAUGCGAGUUGAAUGGUGUCAGUUCGCGUUUGAAAUCUGUGUGGAAUAAUUAGUGGAUUAAAAGUGUUUAUAGGAGAAAAAAAAUAUCAAAAAUGUGGUACUCACAGUUCUAUGCAGUUAUUAUCCUGGGGUCUUUUAGUGUUUUUUCAGUUUACGGAUGGGAUGAACCAACUUUGAUGCUUCCUAAUGAACGCUCUACUUUGGAUGAUUGCCACUUGCGUUUCCACAAACUGUCACGGUACGGAUUGGCCUCAUCUGCCUUCGGUCGCCCCGCUCGUUCGAGGGAGUUCGCCCAUAUGGGAGCUAUAGGUUGGACCAAAGAAGACGGGACCAUCGCAUGGAAAUGUGUCGGAACAUUAAUUUGGCCAAACUUCGUUCUCACGGCUGCACACUGCACCCUCGAUAAUGGGAAUCAAGAACCUGAUGUUGUCCGAUUUGGGGAUUUGAACAUGGCAACCACCGAACAUGAUAAAGAUGCACAGCAGUUGAAUAUUACCGCUAUUUUGAAACACCCACAGUAUUCUCCGAAAGAAAAAUACCACGACAUCGCUCUGCUAGAGUUGGAGCAGAAUGUCACACUGAGCGACUAUGUUGUUCCAGCGUGCCUUUGGAUAGAUGAAGAAAUGCGGUUCAAAAUAUUGGAAGCCGGAUAUAUCAAAGAUGAAAUGCUACUGAAGGAAUCAUUCAAACCUAUUGGCAAUGAGGAAUGUAGCAAAGUGAGUCCAAGUGUGGAAGAUGGUAAGCUCAAAAUUUGCGCCGCCAACGAAACGAUGAACCCUUGUGAAUAUGAGACCGGAGGCCCUCUUCAAAUCAAAUUGAUGAACAACGCCAGAAUGACACCUUUUGUUGUUGCUAUAAAUUCGUACGGAGCGGCUUGUGGGAAGAAUGGCCCGGGCGUUCAUACCAGGGUAGCCCCGUAUCGUGAAUGGAUAGUCGAGACUCUUCAGAAGAACGGAGCAAUGGUUCCAAAUGACGUCUAUAAUGAAACAUUUUGUGCGUUGCGAUACGCAUCUUAUCGAGAAUUUGAGGACGCAUCGAUUAUGAGUCGGAGCCCUGAUUUUGUGACAAUAGUUAAUGGCAGGAAUAAUGUGGGUGUAUCCACGAAACUGCCAACGUAUAUUGCGCAAUUAGCAACGGACGAAGGAGCAACCGAUUGUUAUGGUGUAUUGAUCGAUGAGAUGACUGUAGUGACUUUGGCACAGUGUGUUACGGAAGAUGGGAACCCAGUUUCUCAUAUCAAAUACCUAGGCAACAGAGUGAUGAACGUUUCGGAGAUUCAUGUUCAUCCAAAGUAUGAGAAGGGAAAGAGCUUUAAUAACUUAGCUGUAUUACGAUUGCAACAUUUGCUAGAGAUUGAAGACAUCGAUCCUGCAUGUAUAUGGCAUGAGGAACAUCAUCCAUCGCAUGAGGUUUAUGUUCAUGGUUCUGGUCGAACUGACAUCAAUUCCAUAAUCUGGACAGAUAGAAGCAUACAAGCAAUAGAUCCUACGGUCUCGUUUCUGUCUGUGCGGGUUCGUUUUCAGAACACUUCAACAUGUACCAUUCCCAAACAGUAUCUUCCGUUACUUCACGAUGGAUUAACUAACGAAUUUAUUUGCAAUGGACAGGACUUAUUCCUCGUGCCGAAGUCGUGUGAUCUACUGACCGGUGGAGCAAUUGACGAAACAGUAUAUCUGGCCGGCAAUAACUAUCCCAUGGUCUACGGGCUAAAUUAUCUCGGCAGAGACUGCGGUUUCGGGGAGCACUCUAUUGGGAUUUCCAUAACAAGCCACAUCGAGUGGUUGAAGACGGUGCUUAUCACGAACAAUCGAAAACUUCAAUCCAGCGCGAUCCAGUUUGUCGAUUCGGAUUUACGCGAGGGAGAGAGUUGUGAGAAACAAGAUGGACGCGUUGGUCAAUGUGUUUCGGUUGAUAACUGUUCGAGGGCAUGGAAACACUUCCUAUCGAAGCAAACUAUUGAGUUGUGUGCUACAAGCUCUUUAGUUUGCUGUCCUCUGGAUGAUAUUGAGGAUACCGAGAAAACCGAAGUCCGUCUGCCGGAUGAUGGGUGCUCGAGCUUGGUGAAGAAUCUGAACAGAACAUCGUUCGUAGGAUCUCUGGUUUUUAUUGCAUUCGCAUCGAAUGUCGAAGAGUUCAGAUGUCUUGGUACAAUCAUAACGGAAAAAGUCAUCCUUACCUCAGCCAGCUGCAUUGGAGAUGAGGAACCGGCCGCUGUCAAGCUGAUGGCAAACACUACACAAAAGAUGUUCCGAGUGGAAGCAAUGCUUGUUCACCAAGCCUACAAUGCCACCGACGGCACUAACGAUAUUGCAAUGAUUCGACUGGAGGAUACGCUUGUCUGGAGCUCUGAAUUAUUUCCAGCCUGUCUUUGGAUCAAUACGACGCAUGUUCCACUGGUUUUGUCGAUGGUUUCUCCGGUUACCCAGGAAUCCCAGCAUGGUUCGAGUACUGCCGUUCGAUCUGUUGACGUAAUAAAAGAGUUCGGAAGAGCGCUGAGUGCUAAGGUAUUGGCAAUGUAUAAUUCCGAUUGUCAGCGGUCCCAUCCAUAUGAGAUUCAAGAAACUCAACUUUGCGCGAGGAAUCCAUUUGAGAAUUUUACGUGUAACACACUAAGUGACCAUCUACGAUAUGAUGAUUCAAACGGCUUUUCUUAUAUUGUGGGUUUAGCUGCAGAUCUUGUUUCCUGCAAACAGUCACGUUACACAGUGUUUACUAGAAUUUCUGAGUAUAUUCAUUGGAUUAGAACGAAUAUGUAACAUGGAUUAAUAAAUGCUGUCAUGUAUAUUUCUUGUUUUUUGACAUAA
Messenger RNA from Toxorhynchites rutilus septentrionalis, 3091 nucleotides. RefSeq names its product ovochymase-2-like. Bases 380 to 3043 code for a protein of 887 amino acids. The transcript is spliced from 11 exons. Lineage: Eukaryota; Metazoa; Arthropoda; Insecta; Diptera; Culicidae. Gene Ontology annotation, biological process: proteolysis. Gene Ontology annotation, molecular function: serine-type endopeptidase activity. The record is from RefSeq and is a predicted model, not a curated record.